CAGCGGUACAAUCUGCCACAAUAAGAUCUCUCCACGACCUGAUUUGAGGCGCUGGGAGCCCGAUACGUCUUGGUCUCUCCACAGGGGCAAAAUCGUCCAUAAAAUCCCCUCAAAUACCUCGUAGCUUCAACGCCACUUUCUAAAGAGACGGAGCGAGAGUGAACAGUAGAGAGAGAGUUUUCAUCGCAGCUUCACCAGGAGAUCUAGGGUUUUUAGAGAGAGAGAGAGAGAAGGAAGAGUUCGCCAUGCCGAAGAACAAGGGCAAGGGAGGUAAGAAUCGCAAGAGAGGGAAGAACGAAGCCGACGACGAGAAGCGAGAGCUCGUCUUCAAGGAAGACGGUCAAGAGUACGCACAGGUGCUUCGGAUGCUCGGCAACGGGCGGUGCGAGGCCAUGUGCAUCGACGGUACGAAGCGCCUCUGCCACAUCCGCGGCAAGAUGCACAAGAAGGUCUGGAUCGCCGCCGGCGAUAUAAUCCUCGUCGGCCUCCGUGACUACCAGGACGACAAGGCCGACGUCAUCCUCAAGUACAUGCCCGACGAGGCUCGUCUCCUCAAGGCCUACGGCGAGUUGCCGGAGAACACCAGGCUCAACGAGGGCAUCGCCGGCGGGCUCGACGAGGAGGACGACGGCGCAGGCGACGAUUACAUCGAGUUCGAGGAUGAGGAUAUUGACAAAAUCUAGGGUUCGGAGAUUCGUAAUCCUUUAUCUCUCUCUCUCGCCCGCUGCCUUACAUAUUGCUUUUCGUUAAUCGUAUGAUAAUCAAUACAAUCAUCGGAUUCUUGCUUGUAUUAUGAAAUUUUAGAGAAUAUGUGUGGGAUAUUUGGAUUUAUGUAUGAAAACUGCUAUAACUUGGAUGCAAUAAUAGUAACCUACGUUUUAAUUA
Molecule: messenger RNA, 885 nt
Organism: Malania oleifera
Lineage: Eukaryota; Viridiplantae; Streptophyta; Magnoliopsida; Santalales; Ximeniaceae
Product: eukaryotic translation initiation factor 1A
Exons: 1
Coding region: 246-683 (145 amino acids)
Biological process (GO): translational initiation
Cellular component (GO): cytoplasm
Molecular function (GO): translation initiation factor activity; RNA binding
Source: RefSeq, a predicted model, not a curated record